AUGAUUUUGCGGGAGCAAGUCGAUUUCCUAUAUAAAAGAGCGAAUGAUAAUAAUGGGAAUGGUGAAGCUAUUACGGAUGACGAUCCGUUUAGCUCGUCCUCGUGGAGAUGGGGAAGAUGGAUUUUUUUUAUUUUUUUCAUAGUUGCACUCCUUAUACUUUUAUUUUCAACUGCCAAAGUGAACAGAAGAAGACGAAUUAUGGGCCAGGCUCCUAUUAGGGGAACGGCUUGGUUAACUCCGCCUACCUACAGACAAUCCGAAAGAGAUUAUAAUGGCACACAACGUUGCGUUGAAGACUAUGUUCCUGAAUAUACAGAAACAACAAAUGAGAAUGAUUUGGGGUUUUAUGAUGAGCGAGGAGAGUUUCAUCCUAACGGUAAAACGGAGUAUUUAGCGCCGCCGCCUUUAUCAGAAGACCAUGCGAGCUUUACUGAUAAAGAUUUUCAGCGGCCAGUCGCUGCUGUUGUAAGAAUUCCUAGUGAAACUGAAUUUGAUUUGAAUCUGCUUAGACCUACUAUGAAUAAUUUCCCUAAUGGUCAGAAUAAUCGCAACGAACAGCGUUCUCCAACAGUUGAGUCAUUCUCUUUUGACAUUGAUAAUGCACCUGCAAGGGCAAGAAUAAGUAGGUGA
This is a messenger RNA of Saccharomyces mikatae IFO 1815, 630 nucleotides long. RefSeq names its product Rcr2p (gene RCR2). The transcript has a single exon. The record is from RefSeq and is a predicted model, not a curated record. Bases 1 to 630 code for a protein of 209 amino acids. Lineage: Eukaryota; Fungi; Ascomycota; Saccharomycetes; Saccharomycetales; Saccharomycetaceae. Gene Ontology annotation, biological process: vesicle-mediated transport. Gene Ontology annotation, cellular component: intracellular membrane-bounded organelle.